AUGUUGAAAACCAGAUGCAUCGCUCUUUUCGCAUUCAUUUUUACCUAUUUACAUGCAACUCCCCUUUGUCGUACAGCUGUUGGUGAUAAAGCUACAGCAACAUUUAAAAAACUUAAUGGUGCAACUACAUUCGAACAAAUUACUGAAGACACUUUAUCCGUUAAUGGAGUACUCAAUAAAGGCAUUGAUGAAAAUUCACCUGAUGAUUACUUUAUAGACAUUAAUGGAAAUAAAGCAUCAUUUGCCCAGCUUGGUAUAUCUAUUAACUCACCUAAAGCCGGUCUCUGGAGUGCAACAAGCAGUGGAGAUAUUGAAGAAUUAAUUGAUUUAAAUAUGGCUAUUUACCAUAAUGAUGAUAUUAUUGAUGAUCCGUUGAUCGUUAAAGAAUAA
Molecule: messenger RNA, 390 nt
Organism: Racocetra persica
Lineage: Eukaryota; Fungi; Glomeromycota; Glomeromycetes; Diversisporales; Gigasporaceae
Source: the annotation of a GenBank genome assembly